Molecule: messenger RNA, 1356 nt
Organism: Teleopsis dalmanni
Lineage: Eukaryota; Metazoa; Arthropoda; Insecta; Diptera; Diopsidae
Product: DDB1- and CUL4-associated factor 12-like
Exons: 1
Coding region: 1-1335 (444 amino acids)
Molecular function (GO): protein binding
Source: RefSeq, a predicted model, not a curated record
AUGGAAAUAGAACUUGAAAAUAUAGCUCAACCGAAUAGAGCUGGACGAGCUCAACAGGUGGGUAUGGAGCAACUAAAACAAAUGGUGUAUAUGAUGAUGAAACGAAACGAGGAUUGGGCAAAAGAGAUGACUGAAAUGCGCAAGGAAAUAGUUGCAUUGCGCAGAGCUAGGGGUGAAACAGUAGCACCGCCAGAAGAAGUAAAGUUACCAAAGUGGAGUAUACCAGAAAUGUUUUCAAUGACAGCGCACAGGCAAGAUUUACAGGUAGAAGAGCAGGUGGAUCGUGUUAGAUCAGACAAACCAGAUGAUCUUGGUUGUGACGUGGAAACGUUAGAUCAACAUGAGGAGUCCUCGAAUUUUACACCCUUGAUAGGUGAUUGUCUGUGUACACGUGAUGAGAAACUUAAAGAUUUACGUAGUGUAAAUUUUGAAGAAACGCCCAGAGAUGUUUUAACGCAAGAUGUAAAUAUGAGGCGAGUGGAUGUAAUUCAAGCAUUAACCAAUAGAAAUAUUAACCACUCGGAUGUACAAGGCAGCGUACAUACUAUAGAAGUAAAUCUGAAUAGUUCAAUGUUAGCUACUGGUGCACAUAACUCUUCAGAUAGGGCUGUUUGUCGUUUACCGACCCGUGAUCCAGUCUGCUUAGGCGAAAAUAGAUAUCAAAAGGUAGUAAUGGAAAAGUGUUGGUCAGAUGACGAAGUUAUAGUAUCAGGUUCUGAAGUCUCCCGUUUAGCACUUGGGUGUGCUAAUGAAGAUGACAUAAAGUUUCCGGACUGUGGUCCUAUUUUUGAUACAAUUAAUCCAAUAUUUGUGAAGGAUUGUCAUACAGAGAAAAGAUUAUGGUCAUUGUGUUCCAAUAACGAAUUUAAGGAAAUAGCUGCGUUAUCGCUAAAUGAUUAUAUGCACAUGUUUAAUGUUGAAACUUUCAAACAAAAAUUUUCUCGUAAGCUGACAGACUGUCAGUAUAACGUUAUCUUAAUUUAUUAUUUUUAUAAACUAUGUGUAGUUGCUUAUCGAUCGUUUAUAAUGUUAUCAGAUGCAAGAACCUUGCAGAAUAUUAGAAAACUGACAUCUCGCGAUAUGGGUGGUGAUACACGUGAUACCAGUCCUGAAGGCAAUUUGAUUACUAUAUGCACAGGAUUAGGCAUAUUGUUAUAUAGCGAAGGAGUUGUUUAUGCUGAAUAUGAAAUAGAUGUGUUUCAACAAGUUAAAUAUCAGAAAGUCACACACUGCUAUGAUAACAUUAGAAUAAGUAUAUUUACUGCUGGUGGGCCGUUACUUGUUUUACUAGUAGAACUGAUGGUUGGUAACAGCAAUUGUAAAGCGUCCUUGUAAGGGAUAAUUAAUCAAAUGAAU